UGGAAGUAAUUUGGAGUAGUUGAUGAAUUAUCUAUACUAAACACUCUGAAAGAAGUAGAUUCAAAGAACGAAAACAGUACCAAAGCUUUUUCCUUGUAGUCCAAAUGGACAUAAGAUAACUUUGGCUUAUUUUUACGUGUAAUCGUUGCUAAUAUUCAAGUUCUUUUGGUAAUAGUGGUCGUGGGAACAUUCGUAUUUUGAUGAUUCGUACUGGUUCAUAAUCUUUUCUUCAUUUCAAAAAAGCUUAAACAUGGAAUGAUUUGUUGGCGCCGAAGCGAAGAGAUAAACAUGAAGACUUUGCUAUCGUUGUUAGUCGUUAUAUCCUUUUCGACGAAGGCAUUUGGUGCUGCGCCGUAUUUUACGAACCCCAGUAACUAUCCAACACUCACGGAUGAUUCACCACCCGGUACCCUUUACUAUACGUUUAAGGCAACAGAUCCUGGUGGUAAGGCAAUCACUUACAGUCUUGAAAAUACGAUCACAGACUGGCUUGAAAUCGAGGCAUCUAAUGGAACCACCACAGUCAAGAAAAAGAUAGACAGAGAGGCGAUGUUAUCAAUAAAAAACUUUCAAGUAUAUGCUAUUAACACUGCUAGCGAAAAGGGCCAGUUGAGAGUAAUCCUGCAAUUUAUCGACGUCAAUAAUAAACCACCAAUAAUGACCAACAUACCUAAAACAAUAAACAUCACAGAGAUUACGGCCGUAGACACUGAGCUUUACACUGUUUUGUAUGAAGAUAAGGACGACCAGAUAAACCAACAAACUGAGAUUUUCAUACAUGGUGGAAACGAGGAUCGUGUAUUCCGUAUGGUGAAUAGCGAAGUUUACCUCAACAAGUCAUUAGAUUACGACAAUGGCAAAAGACAAUAUGUACUGAACAUAACAGCUAAAAACACACAGCCACCGAAACCGCAGACUACUGGAACACUAACGAUUAAUGUUCUCAAUGCUGAUGAUUUAGGACUGAACUUUACGAAGAGGUCUUAUAAAGGCGAAGUGAUUAAAGGCUCAGCCAUUGGUACACCAAUUGUACAGGUGGAUGCUUAUGACUUAGACAAACUCGGUGAAAAGGCUGAAUACGGGAUUUUUCCAGAUUCCAACAAAGGCAACCUAUAUAAAAUUGAUAGCAGCACAGGACAGAUAUCAGUCAAUGGACAACUUCAACUUGGAAGUCAAACACUUGUCGUCACGGCGAAGUCCAAGAAGCAUGGAGCAGUUAUUACAUUCGUUACUAUCACUGUUGUUGCUGUUCGAAAUCUAAAAUUUGAUGCAAGUGUUUCGGAGGRGCAGCAGAACGUGGUUGCAAUGGACUUAUCGACUAUCGAAGCCAGCUUUAAUGUGUCAGGAGCCUCAUUCUCCAUUCAAUCUGGUAACACUGGAAAUCAUUUUGUACUUGUUGCAACAGAACUGAAAGUUAGUUCGGUGGCGCUGGACCGAGAAACUAUUCCAAACUACUCGAUCGUAGUCAAGCUAACAAAAAAUACCACAGUUGUAGGAUUGGCUACGAUCAAUAUAAGCGUUGGAGACGUAAACGAUAACUCACCCCACUUUGAGCCUUCGUCCUACAACGUCAGUGUGAACGAAGACUUACCUGUUGGUAGUAAUGUGGUUAAGGUUACAGCGAAUGAUGCUGACUACGGUCUUAAUGGUACAGUCAAGUACGCCAUACUUAAUCAUCAAGAUCUGUUUUCCAUUGAUAACAAUACCGGGCAGGUAACACUGUCAAAAAGUUUGGAUCACGAGAAAACUAUGAGUUACGUGGUAUUGAUUGAAGCCUACGAUGGUGGAAGUCCACCAAGAACCAACUCUACCAACGUUACUAUCAAUAUCUUGGAUAUCAAUGACAACUCACCUUCGGUCUCACAAGCGUUUGUCAGUGUUAAUGUUUAUGAGAAUGCAAAGAUUGGUUUUGAAGUAUCAACUAUUGCCGCAACUGAUGCCGAUGAAGGCCAAAACGCCAAAAUAUCAUACAGUAUUCUAUCAGGUGCAAAAGGACAUUUCGCUAUUGGCCCAAAUACUGGUGUAAUUACCACUUUAGCACAAUUGAGCCACAAACAAAACCCAAAGUACCAGAUUGUUGUUGCCGCUGUGGAUCAAGGGAGCUCACCACGGUCUACUAAUGUGUUUGUGUUGAUAUCGGUUAUUGCUGUCCAAGACAACAACUUUAAGCCAACAUUUAAGACACAAACGUACCUCGGGGGUAUAUACAAAAACACCGAGUUUGGUAAAGAAAUUCUAACAGUUUCUGCCGAAGACGGUGACAGUGGAACCAAUGGUGAGGUAGAGUAUAAGAUUAUCAGUGGUGGAGAGAUGUUUUUCAUGGAUCCUAAGAGCGGUAAGCUUAUGGCCUUAAAAAGCCUUGGUGAUAGCGAAGAACAACAGYAUAGUCUUACGGUUCAAGCAACUGAUAGAGGGUCGUCUCCCAAAGCAUCUGAGCCCAACGCAAGGGUGCAUGUGAUUGUGCUUAAAGAAAGUCACAGUGUUGCAAUCACAGCUGGGGUUAGCAAGGAUUAUCUCUUGACGAACUUGCAGGAGUUUAAAAGCGCUCUCGAUGACUUGACUGAUGGAAAAGCAUUCAUCAAAAGUGUUUCACAAGGAAGUGCCGAGAACACCUCCCUUGUGUUGGUCAACGUUGUUGAUAACAAAGACAGCAAUGAUUUCAAAGAAAAGGACUACGAAUCGAUAGUUGGAACGUUGAGUAGCAAAGAAAAGCAAGAGUUGAUAAACGGACAAUAUGAAAAAUGGCGAAUCCAGUAUGGACGACCUAAAACGUCUGCUCGGACAUCAACAGCCGUUGGAGGAAUGUCUGCUGUUGUUGGUGCAAUGAUAUGUCUAUCCAUAAUGAUUGGCGUUGGUGGUAUUAUUAUGAUCGUCAUACUUAUCAAGAAAAAGCGUGAAAGGCAAAGAGUGCGCAAAGCAGCCCGAGUAACGUUUAAUGAUAAACCACAGUUCAUUGACCCCGUCGGGAAAUCGACAUCCAGAAAGAUAGAGAAUGCCCAGGAAGCCCAAGAGGUCAUUGUUCACAUGGAUGACGAAAGCUCAUCAGAAGUCUCUGAUGAAAUAGAUAACUCAGAACUCAAAUACUACAAUGACGGAUAUGAUGACAACAACGAUGACGAAGAAAGAUCAGAAAAUUUCUACAUGGAUGGCGAUAAUGUCAACUUUAGUACUUUCCUACCUCCUCCCCCGAUGCAUCCACCUCCAGCUGUGCCAAAGUCUGACGAAAGUGAUUCCAGCCACGAAUCACAAGAAGAAUCCAUGUCAACAGAUAACGAAGACGAGGGAAGUGACAAAGGAGAAUACAUGCAGACUGUCUUACCACCUCACCAAGAUUUUGCUGACCCGACCAAUGAUUAUGAAGAGUUGCACCAUUACAACGAGUCGCCAACUCAAUCGGUGACUGACAGCACAACGAAUCUGGUCGAUCCGUCAUCUUAUAAAAGCAGUCUUCUUCACGAUCCUUUGUUCGGAUUUGAGGGAGGAAUGAGGGCAAGUAUUAACAAAGACCUCACUACCGAACUCUAACUGAUUCACAGCGAGACAGGCUUUUGGUCUUGUUAGUUUAGCUUGUCGUCCAAUUGAAACUCGUUUCCAGUAUUUAAGGAUCUUAUCUACCAAGUAGAUGUCUCUAAAAAGUAUUCGAGAUGUUAAGAUACACUGUUUCGACCUAUAGAGGUUCAACUAGGCGAGCAUUCCAUGGCUUCCCAUAAGUCUUUGGUAUGCAUGAAAAGUAUAUUUUCUGUAUUAACGUGUUCUGGUGUUAGCCAUGCUCGUACAAAAAUACGGUGUAUCGUAAUUCCUCUAAUUUCGCAUUUCACGCCAGCCCGGAUCAAGUUCACGAAAAACCUUACGGACCAAUUUUAGGGCCUCGCCGAAAUUCGGGAUUUAAAUUCAUUGAUAUUUUUCACGACAUAAAAUGAAGAACAGACCACUCAGACAAUGUAGUUUGUAGCAAACAGAAACUUCUACUGUUCUCUGCAGUCCUUGUAUUGAUUUGAUGGCUCAGAUGAAAUCACCGUAUAGAUUACAGUCAUGCACGUGAUUUUAUUGAAAAUCGUAGCUGUUUGUUUACAGGAAAUGUUUGUCUACAGGAAAUGUUUCACCCCAUUUCGACAUUAGUGGCGGCCAAUAAAGUUUUGUAACAAAUGUAACCACAAUCUUGAAUACGUUUGUUAAAUAGCCAAAAAAGUUUGAUGUUUUGAUGCAAUAACAAUAUAUACAUAAUAUUUUGCACCGAAUUACGAUUUUAUUUCGAAGUUUGUUCUUUUCAGCCUUAUGCAUACCAUAGUCUGAUAAUGUGGCAGUCGUAUGACUCAAAAAAUGUAUUGUAUAGUGUAGCUUUUAUAAACUAAGAUAUUCGCACGUAUCACUGUGUCAGAGGAGAAAAUAUUUUUAAAACGUACGUCAAUUUUUGAAAUAAACUUCAUCAAAUUUGACUUGGCUUGCA
Molecule: messenger RNA, 4447 nt
Organism: Exaiptasia diaphana
Lineage: Eukaryota; Metazoa; Cnidaria; Anthozoa; Actiniaria; Aiptasiidae
Product: protein dachsous
Exons: 25
Coding region: 256-3525 (1089 amino acids)
Biological process (GO): homophilic cell-cell adhesion
Cellular component (GO): catenin complex; plasma membrane
Molecular function (GO): cadherin binding; calcium ion binding
Source: RefSeq, a predicted model, not a curated record